Messenger RNA from Paramecium sonneborni, 357 nucleotides. The record is from the annotation of a GenBank genome assembly. Lineage: Eukaryota; Ciliophora; Oligohymenophorea; Peniculida; Parameciidae.
AUGCAUUUUUUGUUUUCAUUUAAAAAUGAAAUAAAAAAUUUAUUCAUUCCUUUCUAUAUUUAUACAAAAAGUACUAUUUGUUUUAUGAAGUUAAUUAAUUACUUCUUUUUAUUGGAAUCUCUUGAAUAAGCAAGAGCUGAAGAAUCUAAUCCUUUAUAACUUUCUCAUAUGAGUUAAGAUAUUGGAAUAACAUAAUUAAGAUUAUCUAAAUAUGUUUUUAUCCAAAAAGUGAUUAAAAUGCUUUAAAAAGAUAUCAAAUUUAUAAAGAGAACAUUUUAUUUUCAAGAUAUCAUCUUUAUGUCGAAUAGAAAAUUGUCGAUUCUAAGUAUCUAAAGCGAAGGAAAUAUUGGGUCUUGA